UAACAUAGGCCAGUUCAAUACCAGCUGUUAGAAACUAACUUCCUUCAUUCUGGAGUAUACAUUUGUUUGCUUUUGGCGUGGGUUUGUUUGUUUGUUUGUUUUAUUUUAAUUGUAUUACAACAUCAUAAAUUGUAAUUGUUACAGUAAAGGUGCGAUACAUUUUAACAGAGUUGCAUAGGCGAUACUGAUGGGCUGCUGUAUAAAGUCACCAUUUAAAGAAAUCUGAAAACAGAAAAGACUGGGGACAAGACAUCAGUAGUCGGAGGUUUGGAAACAAGCAGCUGUGAUGUGAAUGGGGUCUUGACAUCGCCCCCCCCCCCCCCCCCCUCUCCAGACCCUACUGUCCAGGUGUCAAGGACUAUUGCAGCUGUCUCAUUCACUGUGCCUGGACAUUGCUACCCACCAGGGUCAGCGACAAAAACCAGAGGAAGUGCCUUCUGACAGCAGCCUUGGUCAUGCCUCAGCCAGGCACCAAUGGGAUGGAACCCGUGUUUGGAGACGCCUAUGGAAUAUGUAGACGGCACGCCACCGUUGACCAAUCUGCAACUUCCCUGUCAGGCUGCAGGACAGAGCUGGACAUGUGUGACCAGCUGGAGUUCACCCACAGCUCUCGGGGGGUUGUGCUGAUGUUGGGGUACUCAGGGGCACCCCCGAAGGGCCCGUUCGAGCUGCUGAGCGACCUGGUGGACGAUGGCUUUGGGGAGGAGCAGUGCUCUGAGCGUUGGGAUGUGUCUGCAUUGGAGGACAUUGCUUACACAAAAGGGGGCCUGGAGGGGGAGCUAGGGAGUGGAGAGGGAGUCAUGGGGUGCCGGGGGAUGUCCCACAAACCAGAUAAAACUGCAGACGGGUUGCUGGACAACCCCGUUGAGAGAGGGUGUGACACAGAGAUGGAGUUUGGGAGCCUGCAGGAAGGAGAUGGGUCCCAAGAGACAGGGUCUCAGAGCAGGAGCUGGAAAGCUAGCCCACAUGAGUCAAAGCAGGUGGAAAAACCAAAGGCCCCAAUCCUGAAGUCACAGCGGGACCACCAAGAAGAGCCAGGCAGCCAGACACAGGAGGCUAACUGGGACAGUGAGGCAGGACAGGGGGCCGAGGCCAGCUCUCUAACCUCACCACCCUGCACGGCCAUGGUCUCGGAAGCAGCCCUGGAGCUCACCAGUGAGGAGCACAACUACUCCAUGCAGGCAGGGCCAGACUCUGCUUCCAGUGAGGGGUCUGACAGCAAGAUUGGAGCCUCUGAUGAGGAAGAGGAGGAGGAUCUGGAGUUUGAGGUGCAGGAUGAGGAGAGAGAAGAGUCCAGCUCCUCCGAGGCUGAGUCAGGCUCAGAGCUGGAGGAUCAUCCUGCUGGGAGGACAGAGAAACACAGGUGUUUCUGGGAGUACAGCCACGGGUGCGAGUCCGCUAGCAAAAGAAAGCGCAGCGAGUCAUCGUCGAGCUGGAGCUCUCAUACACUCCCCAGCAACCUCUACCAAAGAGAGAGUGCCUCGGCUGCAGGCAGUAAUGGGUCGAGGAAAGCUCGGCGGACUGAUGCCAGCGACCUGACCCCCAACCCACGCAAACUGCUGAGCAUCGGGGAGCAGCUGCGCAAGCUGAACCGAGCCAUCGAGGGUAUGAGACCUGCCAACGACCUGCCUGUCACUGCCAGGGCCCGCUCCAGGAAAGAGAAAAACAAGCUGGCCUCCAGGGCUUGUCGACUCAAAAAGAAAGCGCAGCAUGAAGCCAACAAGAUCAAGCUGUGGGGGCUGAACCAUGAGCAUGACAGCCUGCUGGAUAUGCUACUGCAGAUCAAGGAGGUCAUCAGGAGGAGAGUGGAGAGCAGGAGUGAGCCGUACCAAAAAGGAAUGAAUGAAAAACUGGAGUGCCUUAUGAAAGAACUGAGUGGGCCGGAAGUGGCAGGAUGCUCCAAAGAGUUUGUUCAGAGAGUGCUGGAGAGCACGGCGAGGGGGGAGCCAUUGGGUGGGAGGGGCGGGGGGUGGUUGGUGAAGGGACAGGGGGUCCCCACUGCUGGCUCAAAAGUCUGA
This is a messenger RNA of Acipenser ruthenus (sterlet), 2018 nucleotides long. RefSeq names its product CREB3 regulatory factor-like. Gene Ontology annotation, molecular function: RNA polymerase II transcription regulatory region sequence-specific DNA binding; DNA-binding transcription factor activity, RNA polymerase II-specific. Gene Ontology annotation, biological process: response to unfolded protein; regulation of transcription by RNA polymerase II. The transcript has 9 exons. Bases 456 to 2018 code for a protein of 520 amino acids. Gene Ontology annotation, cellular component: nucleus. The record is from RefSeq and is a predicted model, not a curated record. NCBI's taxonomy places the organism in Eukaryota, Metazoa, Chordata, Actinopteri, Acipenseriformes, Acipenseridae.